UACAGCACUUAUCUGUGUACGAAGUACACACAUACUCGUCUGUACUCAGAACGGACAGGUCAUCUGAACGGCCAAAUGCAUCUGAAAGCAUAAAAUUGCCCACGAAAUGGAUCUCUGGCUUCAUAUUUUGCUACGGCUCAAGGUCCAAGACGCCUCCGAAUAUCCAAUCUGCCGGUCCGCGAUCCAGCAUUGAAGCGGAACCGGAAACCGGAAGUGGAAGCUGCGAGUCACCAGCCUUCGACCUCCAACAUUGACAACGCAGUGCCGGAGCACCGUUCGCAGUCUGACGUGGCCCGAGUUUGGGGCCGGUCCCGCCGAGGCGUGGUCUGCUGCAACCCACCGUCGUUUCUCGCAGUGAGAGGGAUCCCGUCGUUCAGGCGGUGUGUCGGCGAUCUUCACCAAAACAGAACUGACAAGGAUUCCUCAUUCCCAAACUCAAAAUGGGUCACGACUGUCCAGUGUGCGGCAAGAAAAAUGAGUCCGCGUCCAACCAGGUUGUGCACCUGCGGACCCACACGGGAGAGAAGCCUUUUGAGUGCACGGUUUGCAACAAGAAGUUCAGCCAACGUAGCCAGCUCAAACCGCACCUCCGAAUCCAUACGGGAGAGAAGCUCUUUGAGUGCAUGGUUUGCAGCAAGAGGUUCAGCGAAGGUGGCGACCUCAGAAAGCAUCUCCGGACCCACUUAGGAGACAAGCCCUUUCAGUGCACAAUUUGCAACAAGAAGUUCAUCCAAGGUGGUCAUCUCAGAGCGCAUCUCCGAACCCACACAGGAGACAAGCCCUUAGAGUGCGCGGUUUGUAACAAGAAGUUCAUCCAAAGUGGCGACCUCAGAAAGCAUCUCCGGACCCACACAGGGGACAAGCCUUUUGAGUGCACGGUUUGCAACAAGAAGUUCAGCCAAGGUGGCAGCCUCAGAACGCAUCUCCGGACCCACACAGGAGACAAGCCCUUUGAGUGCACGGUUUGCAACAAGAAGUUCAGCCAAGGUGGCAGCCUCAGAACGCAUCUCCGGACCCACACAGGAGACAAGCCCUUUGAGUGCACGGUUUGCAUCAAGAAGUUCACCAGAAGUGACAGCCUCAGAGUGCAUCUCCGGAUCCACACAGGAGACAAGCGCUUUGAGUGCGCGGUUUGCAGCAAGAGGUUCAGGCAAAACUCUCAUCUGAAAAAGCAUCUGCGAACCCACACUCAAGGACACGAUUUGAACAUCCAGUCGGCAAACAGGCGUUAAGUCAAGAGGGCAGCAGUCUCAACUGCGCACUCUCGUUGAGGAAAACCGGCAGGCUGUAUUUUUCCGGAAGACGAUUACUAAGCGGCAGGCCUAAAUGUACCGGUUGAGACUGUUCGCGAGGCGCAUAACUAAGAUAUUUAGUCCGAAUUUGUUUAAUGUUAGGAAAACUAUCCGUGUCUCAAUAUUUUGUCAUUUACAAUCUUAUAGUUUUUUUCUCAUUGUUAGAUGUUAAGUGGGAAGUCAUUUAAAACAAUAGGACUGGGCUCUGGAAGUCUUAGGCUCUCAUUUGAAAAUGAUUUUAUUUCCGAUUCGAAUACAUGACAAUAUGUGAAUUUGACUUUCCGUCUCUGAAAUAUGACGCGUUUGUUUUAAGCACGCUUUCGUUGAUCUUUGGAAGAUGGCAUGGAUUGAUUGAUUCUGGUCAACGAUUCAUAAGUUUUCUCUCAAUUUGACUCUGUUGCACGUUUAAUCAUGUUACUUGUAUGCACCACUGUUUUUGCCUCCAUAUUGAAU
Molecule: messenger RNA, 1745 nt
Organism: Thrips palmi
Lineage: Eukaryota; Metazoa; Arthropoda; Insecta; Thysanoptera; Thripidae
Product: gastrula zinc finger protein XlCGF17.1-like
Exons: 4
Coding region: 441-1232 (263 amino acids)
Biological process (GO): regulation of transcription by RNA polymerase II
Cellular component (GO): nucleus
Molecular function (GO): RNA polymerase II cis-regulatory region sequence-specific DNA binding; DNA-binding transcription activator activity, RNA polymerase II-specific
Source: RefSeq, a predicted model, not a curated record